AAAUCGAAAUUCCAUGAGAUGUCACAUACAUUGAAGUCACUUGAGUUAAAUUUGUCGGCAAGUAAAAUCAUUAAAAUUAAGCAUUUCCGUGUGGAUUUUCGAUUUGCCUGUAAUAUUGCCGCCUAACGUGAAGUGCCAAUUGCAAUUGUUAAAUAAAACCAAGAGCGGAACUGUGACUGCACACUUACACACAAGUGAUUCCCUUUUUUCUAUUUUUUUUUUGCUGAGUAAUGGGUCAGAUUGUGAGCUCAAUGCAGGGCAAAGUGGCCGAGUUGUUUGGCAACCGGCUGAAGCGGCAGCGCGAGGAUGAGGAACUGGACACCAUAGCCGAUCAGCCCAGGAAUAAGAUGAAGCGCCUGACCACAGCACAGUACGUAUACCAGACGCUGUUCCUGGAGCAGAAGGGCUCGGAUGUGACCAUCAUGGCCCUGGAGAGAGUGUGGCACCUGCACAAGAUCUACCUCAGCCAGAGUCCCUACUUCAAGGCCAUGUUCAAUGGGCCGUGGCUGGAGGCGCAGCAGGAUCUCAUCAAGAUUGAGAUACCCGACGAACGGGUCACCGUUGAAUGCCUGGAUGCCGUCCUCGCGUCCUUGUACUGCCACGAGAUCGAGAUUUUGCCGGAGGAUGUGAUCUCAUACCUGGCCACCGGCACGCUGCUCCACUUGGACGACAUCAUCGAUAAGUGUGCCACGCUGAUGGUAGAAAAUCUGAGUGUGACAACGGUUAUCGAGUACUACGAGGCCGCCUCGCAAUACGGCCUGAUGCCCACCAGGAUGUCCACCAUCCAGUGGCUCGAGAUCAAUUUGCUGAUCACGUAUAAUGUGAUGACCAGCGGUCAGGCUAUCUCGGACUUCCUAAAGCCCAUCCCAAUCGAGCUGAUGUGUGAGCUGACCGGCAGUCCGGAUUUGUACGUGAUCGAGGCGGAGUUCACGCUGUACAGACUGCUGCGGGACUGGAUGUUUCUUCGGCUGCAACCCGACGACAAUGCCGACCAUCAACUGCCACUGCCUCAGUCCAAUGAAGAUCUCCAGAGGGCGAGCUCAGCGUACUUCAGGAACCGCGACGAGAUGGUCUCGUUUCUGGCCACGCCCAUGGGGCAGCCGUAUGUGGGGGUCUUCCAGAAGCUACGCACCCAGUACCUGACCAACAGCUAUCGCAAUCUGAAGGCCAUCUACGAUGACAACAUCAUACCCAGGGAGUGGGUCGAUCGCCACAUCAGUAACCACUGGCAUUCCCUGCUGCGGAUCGAUGAAGGGUCAAGCAAAGACCGUGCCCAGCACCUGGACGAAGAACAGUUCCUUGACAACUGUAUGCGCUACGGGGUCAUAUUGCUCGAGCUUUGCGCCCAAAGAUGGCGUUGGGUGGACUUUAACUACGGCAUGGAUCUGGUCAUGGCCAUAGACUCGAGUCUACUGAAGGUUCGUCGCCAACGUUGGCCCGAAACCAAGCAUAUGCUCGGCCUUCGCAACACGAACCACUUCAUGGUCCGCGCCACGGUGACCUCGCUGGACGCCCAGGGCCGAGUAGUGUUCACCCAGUCGUCCCAAAUCUGGUCGCUCAGCUGCGACGAAAACGAGGAGGUGCCGCUAUUGGAGCUCGAUCCAAGGCUGGUUUAUCCACUGAUCAUCUGCGUCAACAUGCUGACGGCGGUGCCGCCUGAUCAUAGCUUCAAGGACUUUGUACCGCUCUAUGAAAAAGAGGAGACGACGUCGCUGUACAGCCGCAGUUUAUCCAUUGAGAGCAACGGAGGGGACAACGAACGACCUCUGACUCCAUCGUCAUGCAGUGCCGAAGAAUCGAGCGUCUUUAUUGGCGAGUUGGAGCCCGAUCCCUUGCCGCCAUCCUAUGACAGCGAAACGGAGGACAACGACUCCUAAGGACGAUCAUUGAAGCAGUCUAACAUCACCGUCACCAGUACCACCAUGUUCAAUUAUUUUUAUUUUUAUAGACCGUUCACCUCGUUAGUAAGGUUCCAAUUGUAUGACUGAGAAGAUUAAAUUAC
Messenger RNA from Drosophila elegans, 2002 nucleotides. Its product is annotated as protein germ cell-less-like. Gene Ontology annotation, molecular function: protein binding. Bases 231 to 1877 code for a protein of 548 amino acids. Gene Ontology annotation, biological process: germ cell development. NCBI's taxonomy places the organism in Eukaryota, Metazoa, Arthropoda, Insecta, Diptera, Drosophilidae. The record is from RefSeq and is a predicted model, not a curated record. The transcript is spliced from 3 exons.